Aspergillus homomorphus CBS 101889 is the source of this 1251-nucleotide messenger RNA. RefSeq names its product class I SAM-dependent methyltransferase. Gene Ontology annotation, molecular function: methyltransferase activity. Bases 58 to 1152 code for a protein of 364 amino acids. The transcript has 10 exons. Lineage: Eukaryota; Fungi; Ascomycota; Eurotiomycetes; Eurotiales; Aspergillaceae. The record is from RefSeq and is a predicted model, not a curated record.
CUUUGGGCUUGUGUAUAUCUAUCCUACUUCCACAACCAUUACUUUCAAGCUUCAGCAAUGACAUGGCCUCCCUCCAUGCACGAGGUGUAUGCGGCCGUGAACUCUAUACGACAUCCCAACCCGUUUGCACUUACCGUACCAGAUGCGAUGUCUCAGGCCACCACUCGGGUACAAGGCCAUGGCGAAGAGAUCUUCGAUCCCGGACCUGAUGACGAUUUCUCGGAUUAUGCGGAGGAGUUAGCGAGCGAUACCACAUCAUUGGACUCUGAGAUAACGGCAUAUCGAUUUGAAAAUGGUCGACGCUAUCAUGCUUACAAGGAUGGGGCUUACUGGGCUCCAAAUGAUGAGAAGCAAAAUACACAACUAGAUCUCGCUCACCACAUGUUUAAGCGACUCCUGGGUGGCAGGUUACACCUCGCGCCGAUUGCCGACGGCAUCCAACGGGUACUUGAUAUUGGCACCGGGACUGGUAUUUGGGCCAUUGAUUUUGCUGAUACGUAUCCUUCUGCCGAAGUUAUCGGUACGGACUUAUCGCCCAUUCAGCCAAGCUUCGUUCCCCCAAAUCUACAGUUCGUGAUCGAAGAUGCAUCAGAGGAAUGGCUCUAUCCGGAGAACCACUUCGAUUUGAUUCACACCCGUACACUAUAUGGAGCUAUCGCAGACUGGCCUCAAUUCUACCACAAAGCUCUCAGGCAUCUGCGUCCUGGAGGAUGGUUUGAUCAACUAGAGAUGUCCAUACAAUUCCGAUCAGACGAUAAGACAUUGACAGAGGACCAUGUUCUGGCAGUCUGGUCCAGAACUUUCGAUGAGGCUGGCGAGAGACUGGGAAAGACCUUUCGCAUUUCUGAGUUAGCUGCUGGCUACAUGCAGGAGGCUGGCUUCCAGAACGUGGUCGAACGUCGAUUCAAAUUGCCCGUGGGUCCGUGGAGCAAAGACAAAGAACUGAGAGGCCUGGGCAUGUGGAACCUGGUUCAUUGUGAGCAUGGUCUUGAGGGCUGGGCUAUGGCGCUAUUUACACGGGUGAUGAAGUGGACGUUCGCAGAGGUACAGGUUUUCUUGGCCGAGAUGCGCAAGGGUCUUCGAGAUCCGAAGAUGCAUGCUUAUUUUGAAGUUGUGGGAGUCUACGGUCAAAAACCUGUGCAUGUUAUUUAGCCUGGAGCUGGUGCAUACACAUGCAAAGGUUUACUUCUACUUCAAUUAAUGAUUGCAUCAUGGGGUUUGAAUCGGCUCAACAGAUAUCACAUUAAAAUG